AUGAGAAAACUACUGCUUCUGUUCGUUACAUGCGUAGCAGCUUGCCACUGCGCCUUGGCACAGGACGUUUCGAAAGUUUUCGUCGAGAACGGAAUCGUUUCCGAUGUGAUCCCGGAAGCACCGACCGGUCUGGUGAAAGUGUCCUAUCCUUCCGGUCAGCAAGUUUCCCUUGGCAACGAAUUAACACCGACGCAGGUCAAGGAUCAGCCGACCGUCAGCUGGGAUGCGGAACCGAACGGCCUGUACACGCUGAUCAUGACCGAUCCGGACGCACCGUCCAGAGCCAAUCCAAAGAUGCGCGAGUGGAAACACUGGAUCGUCACCAACAUUGCCGGUUCCGAUCUAAGCACCGGUGAAACGCUAGCCGAAUACAUCAGCUCUGCCCCACCGGAGGGAUCGGGACUGCAUCGGUAUGUGUUUCUCGUCUACAAGCAACCGGGACAGGUGCAGUUCGACGAGCCGAAACAAAGCAACCGUAAUUCGAAGCGUGGCAAAUUCCUUGCUGCCGAGUUUGCCCGGAAGUACAAUUUGGGGUCACCGGUAGCCGGCAACUUCUACCAGGCUCAGUACGAUGACUACGUUCCGCAGGUGUACGCCACUUUUACGGAAACGAAAUAACGCGUCGACGUACGUCGAGCACCCACCCGCUGCAGCCUGACCCGAUUUCGGGAGAAUAAACACUAACACCCACUACUACUACACACCCACACAUACACAGCAUAGCGGCAUGACAAACAUUCUUCUAAACACUACUCCCUAUUUGCUCUUUGUUUCGGCACCCGGCACACUCCUGGCAGUUAAAAUUACCGAACACGAAUAAACAGCACAUA
This is a messenger RNA of Sabethes cyaneus, 830 nucleotides long. Its product is annotated as protein D3-like. The record is from RefSeq and is a predicted model, not a curated record. Lineage: Eukaryota; Metazoa; Arthropoda; Insecta; Diptera; Culicidae. The coding region runs from base 1 to 618 and encodes 205 amino acids. The transcript has 2 exons.